Sphaerulina musiva SO2202 is the source of this 522-nucleotide messenger RNA. RefSeq lists its product as uncharacterized. The transcript is spliced from 3 exons. The record is from RefSeq and is a predicted model, not a curated record. Lineage: Eukaryota; Fungi; Ascomycota; Dothideomycetes; Mycosphaerellales; Mycosphaerellaceae. The coding region runs from base 1 to 522 and encodes 173 amino acids.
AUGGAGAUGAACAACGGUUCGAUCGCGACGCGCAUCGGGGGCCAAAUGGCAUCGCGUCCGAGAGGCACGUCUGGUCCAGUCCCACUGUCCACUGAACGUCUUUUCCAGGCAAAAGUGACUCGCACCCAGAAGGCCAACAACCGUGACCACGUCGGCCUCGCCAAUGGCACUGCUGCUCCAGAAGAGCAUCUUCCACGCUACUUUGCCAAAGCUGGCCAUGACGGCGUCAACCCGUCGAGCACCAAGAAGCAAGGUCAAGGCAGAGGCAAUUGGGGCACUCCAGGCUAUACCGAGCUCGAUGAUCUUCCAUACAACCUCACCAAGCCCAAGCGUCGCUCCAACUCGACCUCCAUGGCCGCCGGCCACAACCUCUUCAAGACCAAGUUCGAACAGGCCGACGAGGAUGCCGUCGAGUACGACGAGGACAUUCAUGGUCCAGAUCACGCCGAGCUGGAGAAGAUGAGCACCACUAGCUCCGCUGGUACCAUUGAAGAGGAGGAUGAGGUCAUGGAGUCCAAGUAG